This is a messenger RNA of Oryza sativa Japonica Group (Japanese rice), 1177 nucleotides long. RefSeq lists its product as uncharacterized. The record is from RefSeq and is a predicted model, not a curated record. NCBI's taxonomy places the organism in Eukaryota, Viridiplantae, Streptophyta, Magnoliopsida, Poales, Poaceae. Gene Ontology annotation, molecular function: prephenate dehydratase activity; arogenate dehydratase activity. Gene Ontology annotation, biological process: L-phenylalanine biosynthetic process. Gene Ontology annotation, cellular component: chloroplast; cytoplasm.
UGAGUCCCGAUACAACUCCAAAGAAAAAUGGUUCGAUGUGGAAACUAUCUCUAGUUUUUUCUGGACUGCCUUGCUUUGGAACAUCAUUAGUCGAGCAAUUCUUCUGAAGAGGAAAGCCAUAGAGACCACUGUUUCCAUUGUAGAUGUCAGGAUGUUCAUUAUAGAUGCUAUCAAGUUGUGUACCUGAUGGUAUCCUUCCUGUCAGAUUGUUGUUGGCAAUGUACGGGCUCCAGGUGCUCGCCGACGACAUCCAGGACGACGCCGGGAACGUCACGCGGUUCGUCCCGCGAACGGACCCGGCCAUUCAAGACGAGCAUCGUGUUCGCGCACGACAGGGAGGGCACGUCGGUGCUGUUCAAGGUGCUGUCGGCCUUCGCGUUCCGGGACAUCAGCCUCACCAAGAUCGAGAGCCGGCCACACCGCCACCGCCAUCCCAUCCAGUUCGUCGACGGCGCCAACGUGGGCACGGCCAAGCACUUCGAGUACAUGUUCUACAUCGACUUCCAGGCGUCCAUGGCGGAGGUCCGCGCUGUCGGAGAUACAGGAGUUCACCUCCUUCCUCCGCGUGCUCGGCAGCUACCCCAUGGACAUGACGCCAUGGAUGAUGAUCGAUCAACAAGACUGAUGCUCAAAUUUUAUGUCGCAGGAGCCGGGGAAAAGCUGCAGGCCAACAUCAGAAUUGCAUCUGGGAUGACGAGGAUAUUAGCUAUUUUUUUGGGACCCUGGAUCCAAAGGAUCAAUGGUGCAGAAGGCAUUCCACCCACAAUGAGAAUCGCUUUUAGUUUCUGCAGUGAGCAUAUGUGGUCAAUUAAAACUUGUGCUGACACUCCGUUUCUCUUGCUGGGAUGCGGUGCCUUCAGUCUUCGGAGGCGUCUCAAACUUUCUAUGGCUGCGAUGCGGUGCCUUCAACUUCAGUCUUCGGAGGCGUCUGAAACUCUCUAUGACUGGGAUGCGUGGGAUGCGUUGCCUUCAAUCUAGAGAGGCAUCUGAAACUCUUUGUAUGACGAAAAGAUCAUAACAUGGGUCGGUACUUCAACAGUGCCUGUGCGUUCUACCGGGAAGUGUACGGACCAGAAAAUUGAGGAAAAGUUAAGAAAAAUUUAUAUUAUGUAAUUAAUUAAAAUACAAAUUUUCUGAAAUAUUUAGUAUUUUUAAGUAGGUAGGUGUAUAAUUAAAU